GUAACUUCCACAUACUACAGUUCAGUGCUUCACCGGUGUCGAUUGUGCAUUCCGGGUUUAGAGAGCUGAGACUCCUGAGAGCCAUUAUACCUGUAACCUGUCUUUAAUUCUAGGUUAGCCGGAAAAGAUGAAAGCUUUGAUGUCCGGGGGAGGAAAAUGGAGCUUUGGGAGUUUGAUGGAUCUAGAGAUACCAGGUCAAAGAUUUCCAGGCGGGAAAGUAAACGGCGGAGAUGGUGUCAUCGGUGGCAAUUUUCCGGCGUUUCUCCCCAAAGAGGUUCACAACAUUAAAGACCCAUUUGCUCGGACUUUGGCUAGGAGAAUCCAAAGGCUUCCCGUUCAGGUUGGCUCACCUGAGAGCUGUAUAAUGAGCAGUUGUAUUAAGCCUGUUCUCCGGAGUGAUAAGGAACCGGUCGUCCUUCUUCACUGUUUUGACAGCUCAUGCUUAGAGUGGAGGCGCGCAUAUCCACUGCUUGAAGAUGCUGGUCUUGAGACUUGGGCUAUAGAUAUUCUUGGAUGGGGAUUCUCUGAUUUAGAAAGACGCCCGCCCUGUGAUGCUGCAUCAAAAAGAGCCCACCUUUAUCAGCUAUGGAAGUCUUAUAUUAAAAGGCCUAUGAUAUUAGUGGGACCAAGCCUUGGUGCAGCAGUUGCUAUUGAUUUUACGGUCAAUCACCCUGAGGCUGUUCACAAACUGGUUCUGAUGAAUGCGAGUGUUUAUGGAGAAGGUACUGGGUUAAUGAAGAAACUGCCUAAAUUGGUGGCCUAUGGAGGGGUAUCUUUACUGAAGAGCGUCCCAUUGCGGACCUAUGCUAACUUAAAGUGUUUUCACGGUUUGCCUCUAUCUACUUGCUUGGAUUGGGCCAAUGUGGGGCGCCUCCAUUGUCUCUUACCUUGGUGGGAAGAUUCUAUGGUUAGUUUUAUGCUGAGUGGUGGAUAUAAUGUUAUUGAUCAAAUUAAAAAGGUGAAUAAAAGAACACUAGUCAUAUUGGGCUUGCGCGAUAAGUUAAUCAGCAGUGGAGUUGCAAUGAGAUUGUGCAAGGAACUACCAAAUGCCAUAAGCCGAAAGAUUCCAAAUAGUGGACAUCUUCCUCAUGUUGAUGAACCACACUCGGUUGCGAAGUUGAUUGCUGACUUUGUUCGAGAUGGUGGCUGUUCGGACGAGGACUCACUCUGUGAUCUUAAUAUAUGAUGGAGGAUCAAUGGGUGAAACGCUGCAAGCAUGCAUCUGGACCAUUUCAUUUCAGAUGGUGAAUAUGUAUAUGCCACAUUUCCAUUGUCUAGGUGUUUUUACUUCUGAUAUGUAUAGUAGUGUGUGGAGGAUGUUCAGUAGUGAUGGGUCUCUGGUGCGAAUGUAAGAUAAGGUAAUGGCUGAUUUAGCACUAUUGUGCAACAAGUGUGAAACAUGAUAGUAGUAGUAUUAGUAAUAAUAAACAAUGAUAAUAAAAUAGAAAGGGGUUGGGGAGUUCAUACAUAGGCUCCUAAACUUGCAUUUUU
Cuscuta europaea is the source of this 1491-nucleotide messenger RNA. The record is from the annotation of a GenBank genome assembly. Lineage: Eukaryota; Viridiplantae; Streptophyta; Magnoliopsida; Solanales; Convolvulaceae.